Messenger RNA from Sphaerulina musiva SO2202, 3901 nucleotides. Its product is annotated as kinase-like protein. Gene Ontology annotation, cellular component: nucleus; cytoplasm; centrosome. Bases 1495 to 3600 code for a protein of 701 amino acids. NCBI's taxonomy places the organism in Eukaryota, Fungi, Ascomycota, Dothideomycetes, Mycosphaerellales, Mycosphaerellaceae. The transcript has a single exon. Gene Ontology annotation, molecular function: protein kinase activity; ATP binding. The record is from RefSeq and is a predicted model, not a curated record. Gene Ontology annotation, biological process: mitotic cell cycle; regulation of cytokinesis; protein phosphorylation.
GCUUUCCACACCAGUCCAGUCCACACCCUCUCACACAUACAGACGUACAGUAGUCCAGUUCAACCUACACCGCUUCCUAAUAAUUCUACUACAUCUUCUCCUAUCCCAUUCCCGCCUGCGCCAUUGAGCACCAUAUCCGCAUUUGCACGCACGCACGCACGCACGCACGCACUCACGCAGGCACUGUUCUCUCCUUCCCCAGCUACAUACCACCAUCUUACCUACCUAAACAAUCGCUUUCGAAACACACGUCCGGCCAGGCAGCAGUAGGAGGUAGCCGAAAGGUUGCGACGCUGGAACGCAAGUUGCAUCCACGGCAACAGCGCGCGCCGGGAACCCAUCAUCUUCCAUCACCUAUUCUCGGCCUUUCCACGACCCUGAGGAGAGCUCCUGCCGUAUUUACCUACCUGCCUUGCCUACCAACUACCACUACCAACUACCACCACCACCACCAUCAUCACCACUCCACCAACUCCACCACUACCGCCACGAUAGCCUUCACUCCCUGAGAUCACUCCUCUUCCCCCUUCCACCGUUGCUUGCACCAAAUGUAAAACAAGCACGACAGGGGCCUCCGUAGCAGCUGACCAGUCUCCGCUCCGCCCCGGGAUCUGUGCUUCGUCAUCGGACCUCGCAACUCGCAAGCUCGACUUGGAAAGCAAAGCAGGCUGCCAAACAGACCAAGCCCGUCCAGCUGUCAAUCUCACACACCCACACACAUCUACAGGCACCACCACCACCACCACCACCACUACCACUACCACUACUACUCCUCCUCCACCAACCACUUGUCUCUCUACUCGACGGUCUGGGCUCACCUCACUGCUAUCUCACCCAACAGGCCCCCCCGCGAACACAUCCCCCCAGAACCAACAGAGAGACCCCUUUGAUGACCAACACCCCCGGAGCAGCGUGACCGUCCUCAGGCAGCAUUGGCUACCCGCCCAGCAACCCUGCUCGACUGCUGCAUCCUCCCCACUACCACCUCCUCUCCGACACAUCAUCAUCAUCUUGGGAACGGAACCCGCCCGACAACCACCACCUCCUCCUCUUCCUCCAUUACACUACCUUUCUUGUCAUAUAUUUUCUCUUAUACUACUACUUGCUUUACUACCGACCGACGACCACACCACCCUCCAUUAGAGCGCUCAGCCGCCUUGCUCCUUGACGGACGCAGACCCCCCUUUCCCAGCCCACCGGAGCUGGCGAGCUACACCACCACCACCACCACAUUUCCUGCAUACAUGAUAACACCCACGAUCCUUAUGUUACUUUGAACCACUACACACAAACACACACACCGGAUACGACUUCCUUUUUUUGCACGGCUAGCGAGCUUUUGAGCGGAUUUCCUAUAUUGUUAUUUUGGCCUGGACCAGGAGUUGAAUACAGAGUGCUGUUGUCGAACGGCUACACGGCUUUGUGUUACGGUGGCUACACGUUUCACCCUUGUUGUUGACGACCUGCACCCUAUCCUUUCGACGAAAUCACCCCAUGGCCUGUAUGCGAGAUGGCUUCCAACAAGAAAGACCUCUCGAUAAUGGGCGGUAUAUAACCGUCAAACCUUUGAAUCAUGGCUCCUUUGGCAUGGUCUUCGCGGCCAAGGACACCGUUACCGGACAAGAUGUUGCGAUCAAAUGCAUCACCAAGUCUGCUGCCACUACAAACUGCCCUGCUGCCAUCAACACGGACGAAUACUCGGAAGAACUGAAUAUCCAUUCGUGUCUGCCAGCGCAUCCCAACAUUGUCAACACCGUCUCCAGCUUCCAAACGGAGAAUCACACGUACAUGGUCCUCGAGCUCUGCAGCAAUGGUGAUCUCUACGAGGCCAUUCGAAUGGGCAAAGGACCUCUUGAAACGGAGCACGUCCGCGAUCUCAUGCUCCAAUUGGUGAGCGCUGUCGAGCACCUGCACAACAAUGGGGUGUAUCACCGCGACAUCAAGCCCGAGAACAUCUUUCUCACCUCGGACGCCGCUAUGAAGCUCGGAGACUUUGGUCUGGCUACCACUGAGACGUGGUCGACGGAAUUCGCUGUGGGAUCCGACCGCUACAUGGCACCUGAGCAGUAUGAUGCGGGCGUCUUUGGUUAUGGCUACUGCCCUGCCCAGGCUGAUGUAUGGGCGAUUGGUAUUGUGCUGCUCAACGUCUUGUUCCAGCGCAAUCCCUUUGCAACCCCAACCAUCAAGGAUCCGCUCUUCGAUGACUUUGUUCGCGAUCGCCAGAGCUUGUUCGACGUCUUCCCAAACAUGUCUCAGGACACCUACAACGUUCUCCGCCAUUCCUUGGCAAUUGAUCCAUCGGACAGGUCUCUCACCGCUGUGAGGGAGGCUCUCGAAGCAGUCGUCAGCUUCACGACCGACGACGAGGCUCUGGACGACUUCUGCAACGAUCAAUCCGAUCUGGCUCCUGUGGCUACUGCUGCCCGCGAACCACUUCGCACUCCUUCCGUCACCAGCCCUGUGCUACCCGGCUCUGACUCGUUCCCAUGGAGCUCUGCGUUGUUGAGGACACCUCAGAAGCCAACUCGGCAACUUUCCACCAUUCACGACGAGGACAUGGAUCUCUUUCCUGCCUCUGCCAACAACUCUGAAUGGCAAUACGUCGAUGCUGAUGAGGCUUCUCUGACGUCGAACGUCGACUCCGGACUGGGAUUGUCUUACAAGUCAACCAAGUCCAUGAAGUCGAUGCACUCGACCACUUCUUCUGUCAAGAAGCCGAGAUCAAACUUCGUCGGGUCUCUGCCUAUCAGCUUCUCACGUCCAAAGGUCUCUUCUUACGGCUCCAAGAGUGGCUUCUCUAAGAGUUGGAGCGACUUGUGGGACGAAGAGGAGGAGGAGGAAGAGGAGGAAGAAGAGGAAGAAGAGGAAGCAGAAGCUGCCGAUGAAGUCCUUCUCGACACCAACGCAUCAGUUGAAGAGACUCUUGUGGUCGCUCACCCAGACAUGGAGCAUGUGACCACUGCGAAGCCGAGCACGCCUCAAAUCUCGUACCCUAUGGAGGAGGGUCGCGAAAGUGUCACGCCUCGUCAAGCCUUUGCCAACCUUGAUGUCAACUCCCGCUCUGGUACUCCGUUGACCGUGAUUGAUACGACUGCUGAUAAGCCGCCGGUCAAGGUGCUUCCCAAGGUCAAGUCGUCUUCCAUUUUGGACAGGUGGGCUGCUCUGGGCAACUUUCGCCGCGCUCGGCAGGACACAGCUCCUGUUGCCGCGGCUUCUACUGCCGCCGCCACGCCUCCAAAGAUGAAGUACUCGGACGCCUUUGCCAGCUUUACUUCCUUUGGCAGCAGCAAGAAGAACAAGGUUCAAGCUCAAUCUCAGCUGGAGCCGGAGCCCAAGCGACAGCGUGAACGCGCGCCAUCUUGGCGCCAGGGCAGUCCACAGCGUCUUCGUUCGUCAUCCAUCAAUGGCAGCAAGAUUUGGCAGGAAGACAACAACUGGCGUGAGCACAAACACACUCCGCAACCGACCAGGGUGCAACCAAUGGCUGUACAACAAUCUGGAGAUGCACAGCGACGUCUGCCAGAACACAAUUUCCUUGACCACGACUUUAACGACGAAAUCGAUAUCGAAUGGGUUGGUCAGUUCAGGAUGGAUAUGUAACCAUCGGAACCCCACUUGUAGUCUGACUCUGAGCUUCCCCUUUUAACGCUACUUGUCCAUUGUUUUUCAUUCACACAGCAUACUGCAGUUGGGUCGGGAUACGGAGUUAUUGGAAAGCGUGCACAACGUGGCACAGGUGAUUGGCGUUACAUGUGAAACUGCAGAUGAUACCAAAAAAUUUCCCUUGGACAAGUAGCGGAGGGUAGGAUAGCGGGCUGAGCAGACUCGUAUCUGUAGGACUAGUACACUCCACUCCAAAGAGGGAGUGAUAUAUGAACUCCAGGUUGGAACCCAAGACGAC